This is a messenger RNA of Dreissena polymorpha, 1178 nucleotides long. RefSeq lists its product as uncharacterized. Gene Ontology annotation, molecular function: protein binding. Lineage: Eukaryota; Metazoa; Mollusca; Bivalvia; Myida; Dreissenidae. The transcript has 2 exons. The coding region runs from base 207 to 764 and encodes 185 amino acids. The record is from RefSeq and is a predicted model, not a curated record.
UGUACGAAUGGCGCUAAGUUAUGUGUAGUGUGUUUUAACCGAUAAACAGGAAGUUUAAACGUGUUAGUGUAGUAUUGCAUGUGCUGCUUCUACGCACGCGGAAUAAUCUGUGCGAACUGAAUGUCACUUAUUUUGGACAUUUUACUUUAAGGGUUAAAAGAUUUAUACCAAACCUACGACCAUCCGCUGACGUCUGCGCUGGCCCGAUGGUCAAAGGCGUCUCGAUGACCAAGAAUGACCUGCAUUCGGACGCGUGCACACUCCUGGGCCUCUUACGCCGGAACGAAGACAGACUGAAUGAUGCCGGUAAACAGCUGGUGAAGCAGAACCGGAAGUACGCUUGUGACGUGUUCAUGCACGAAGUGGACGGUUGGACGCCGUUCCACGCGUUUGUUUUGAGAGGCGCUCGCAAAAUGGUGAAACUUUGUCUGAAGGCGGGCGUCGACGUGAAUUUGACUAUGGGAUCUCCUGACGGCGUCCCGGGCGGGUGCUCAGCGAUCCACCUGGCCGCCCACCGCGGUGACGUCAGUAUGAUCGAUGUGUUGAUUUCAAACGGAGCUGAUUUAAAUGUGAGGGACAACAAUGGUACGACCCCGGUGGUGUACGCGUCCUUAGCCAAUAAUAGUCUCGCAGUGCGGACAUUGCAGCGCGCAGGCGCGGACGUGACCGGAUGUGACGUGAACAGUAAACAUAGUUCAGAGGAUAUGGGGUCAUCCCCGAUUAAGUGCCUUUUACCCUUUGUUUUCUCAGGGGGACGACGGUAGCAUAACGUGAUAGCUCAACCAUGUGAUCCAAGCAUCAUGAGCAGCAGCUGGAGCAUUAUAAUUAUUAUUAUUAUUAUUAUUAUUAUUUUUAUUAUUAUUUUUAUUAUUAUUAUUAUUAUCAUCAUUAUCAUUGUUAUUAUUAUUAUUAUUAUAAUUAUUAUUAUUAUUAUUAUUUUGUUCAAAUUUAGCAUUUUUUAUCACAUAGAAAGAUACAUGUUUAAAUAAUAAGAGCAUGUUUCAUUUUGUGUCUGUCUGUAUUUAAAUGCAUACCAAAGUCUUUAACGAUACUUAUAAAUAAAGAUUACUAUGUCAGUGUAUUUGUGCACUUGAAUUUAUCCCACGAGUUGAAGAAAGACGGUUUUGUUCAAACGAAAUGUCUUUUUUCACCACUGCAAAAUAAAAAUAAAACACAAA